Cyphellophora attinorum is the source of this 252-nucleotide messenger RNA. RefSeq lists its product as uncharacterized. Bases 1 to 252 code for a protein of 83 amino acids. Lineage: Eukaryota; Fungi; Ascomycota; Eurotiomycetes; Chaetothyriales; Cyphellophoraceae. The transcript is spliced from 3 exons. The record is from RefSeq and is a predicted model, not a curated record.
AUGGGCGCCGUUGUAUCUUGCAUUCGGGGCAUGCUCCAGGCCAUUGGCAAUGGCAUCAUGGCCGUCAUUCGAGGCAUUGGAGCCAUUCUCACUGGCAUCGUCAACGCCAUUGUCUCAUUCUUCAGCGUCCUCCCACCACACGACGAGAAGCAGAGUAUGAUCUCGGACUCUCUCCUACGAGAAAGCAUAGCCACGGAGAAGGGGACGAACGGCUUGUGCGAGAGGGUCCUUGGGGACAUGCGAACAGAGUGA